AUGUGUUUGCUGGGAGAGCAGAAAAAGUUCGAGGACGAGAUACGACGGCAGCUGAAGCUGCAAGAACAGGUGCACACCGAUCACCUUCAGGAGGCGCUCGCGAUAAAAGAACAGGAAACCGAUAGGAAGCUGAAACGCGCACUCAGCGAGCAAUCUGAGACAGACUCGUUGAAAUAUAAAUCACAGCUCGCCGCGAUCGUCGGGAGGUUACGUGGUCUGGAAGCUGCGCUCAAGGCUCGCAUGGAGGAAGAAAGGGGUGCAUCGAACGCUCAGAUUCUUUGGUCAGCUUGCCAAGCCUUGGCUCGAGCUGUUAAAUCAGCGCCAGCAGGUGCGCCCGUAGAAACUACCAUUAGGCCUCUGGAACCGGAAAUCAAGGCGGUCACCAAGGCAGCUCCCAAGGAGGAUCCGCUGGUGACAGCAGCAAUUCAAGGCAUUCCAGAGGAGGCCGCGAAAAGAGGAGUGUUCCCAGAAGACGUUCUUCGUGCAAGGUUCCUCAAGGUGGAACAAGUGGCCCGACGAUUGGCCAUGGUACCCGAGGAAGGUGCUUCGCUGCCUAUCUAUUUUCUUAGUUACCUUCAGAGCUAUUUGAUCAUCAAAAACGCCAAUCCCAUACCUCAGUACGAAAUCGAGGACAAACCCAUCGAUGUGAACAAACUGAACACGUACGACAUCCUUCAUCGGGCCAGGUAUUGGCUCGAUCGCGGUGAUUUCAAGAUGACCCUUCGUUACAUGAAUUUGCUGAAAGGCGCGCCAAAGUCCAUCGCCAGAGACUGGAUGAACGAAACUAGGAUUCUUCUGGAGACUCAACAGGCGGUGGACACGCUGUUGGCGUACGCUGGUGCUAUAGGUCUAGUGUUCCUUGGCGCUGGAGAUUCGAAGGUCAGUCAAAACGAUUAGAGCGAAAUAAUA
Frieseomelitta varia is the source of this 909-nucleotide messenger RNA. RefSeq names its product MICOS complex subunit Mic60-like. Gene Ontology annotation, biological process: cristae formation. Bases 1 to 897 code for a protein of 298 amino acids. Gene Ontology annotation, cellular component: MICOS complex. The transcript has 6 exons. NCBI's taxonomy places the organism in Eukaryota, Metazoa, Arthropoda, Insecta, Hymenoptera, Apidae. The record is from RefSeq and is a predicted model, not a curated record.